Molecule: messenger RNA, 1194 nt
Organism: Dermatophagoides pteronyssinus (European house dust mite)
Lineage: Eukaryota; Metazoa; Arthropoda; Arachnida; Sarcoptiformes; Pyroglyphidae
Product: Kv channel-interacting protein 4-like
Molecular function (GO): calcium ion binding
Source: RefSeq, a predicted model, not a curated record
CAAAAAACAUAACCAAAAGAAAAACGAUUCUGUAGUUGAUUCUGUUGGUUGGUUCGAUGUGCAAACAUAUUUUUUUUGUUAGUUAAUGUUUAAAUUCUGUUAGUGUAACAUCAUCAUCAGAUCAUUAAGAUCUUAUUGAUCAGAAGAAUAACAUUACCAUCAUCGAAACAUUUGAAAAUAUUCAAAUUUUCUUUGUUUGUUUGUUUGUUUGUGUUCUGUUGUGUUAAAAAAGUGCCUGAUAACAACAACAACGACAACAACACAGCAAAGAUAAUUUGAUUGUUUGUCCGGUUUGUUUUGUUUUGUUUUGUUUGUUUGAAAAAACAUUUCAACAAAAAUGUUUGGCAAUAAAACUGAAGAUUCGGACAUUGAUAUUGAUCAACCAAUAUUUGCUCGACCUAAACAUGAUGGUCUUGAUGCAUUAUGUCAAAUGACACAUUAUAAUAAAAAAGAACUAAAACUAAUAUAUCAAGGAUUUAAACAAGAAUGUCCAAAUGGUUAUUGUUCGGAAGAAGAAUUUGUUAAUAUUUUUUCAAAAUAUUUUCCACAAGGAGACGCAACAAAAUAUGCACAUUUUGUAUUCAAUACAUUACGACCAAUGUGUGAUCCACAAUAUGGUUGCCUUGAUUUUGGUCAAUUUAUAAAAGCAUUAUCAACAUUAUCAAGAGGAACAUUAAAAGAAAAAUUAAACUGGAUUUUCAAUCUAUACGAUAUUGAUCGUGAUGGUUAUAUUAGUAAAAAUGAAAUGUAUCUUAUUACAAAUGCUAUCUAUGAACUAUUGGGCGAAUGUGCAAUACCAUUGAGCAAUAUUCGUGGUGCCAAAGAACAUGCAGAUUUAUUUUUUCAUAAAAUCGAUCUAGACAAAGAUGGGCUAAUAUCAUUCGAAGAAUUUGUUAAUUGGUGUAAAAAAGAUUCAAACAGACUGGCUGAAUUUCAAAAAUUCGAUACAGUCAUCUAGAUUCUUUCAUCUUUCAAUGUUUUUUUUUUUUGGUUCACUUUCAUUCCACAACGUAUCGAUAAUCAAUCAAUCAAUAUUGGUGGCAGUGGUGGUGUUUGAUUUUCACACACACAAAAUGUUCACACUUUGCACAAAGCAAAAAACUAAAACUAAAACACCCAUCAGCCAUCUAGUGUUUUCAAAUCGAAUCAAUUCUGUUUUUGCUCAUCAUCAUCAUCAUCAUCACUUGUUUACCA